AUGUGGCUGGCGAAUCAGACUCGCCCGGAUAUUCUCAACGCGUGCCUGUUCCGGCAGUGGCAAAGCCGCCAGUCGUAUCGAGCCCUCAACGUGGAGGCUAGCUGGCGGCGGACGUUUGCGACGAGGAUCAUCCUGCGGUCUUGGAGAUCGUACAAAAUGAACCUCGCCUUGGACGAGCUGAAGGAGCAGUGGAGGGUGGAGAAGGCCGCUCUGGAGUUGGCGGGCGCACAGCGGGACAUACAAGAAAUCAAGGGCGAUUUGGACCUCUGCACGGACGACAUCGCGGCGGUCAAAAAGUCGAUCAGGAACGCUAAACGCCGGAUCAAGGAUCUUACAGAAUUCAGAAAGGAGGCCAGGUUGCGGCUUCCACUGGUGGAACGGCACAUCGAAAACCUCACUGUCCAAGAUAUGGCAGCUGGGUGGGGGGAGAACUACGAGAGGGAGUGGGACAUGCUGACCAACUGCAUGGGCAUGGCCUUCGAGGAAGAGAAGAUCAUGCGAGUCAAGAUCGCGAAGUUGGAACAAGAUCUGCAAGUUCUCAAGCUGGAGAUUGACGACCAAGAGGCGGACAUGGAUGCGUCGUCUUGCAGAGAAGCCAGCCGCAUGGAAGCGUUGCGCCGGAUGGAGAUCACGAGAGGUCUCAACCAGGCAGCCAGGGACAGGAGCAGGGCCGUGCGCCGGGAGAAGAUGCGUUGGGCCGUGAGAGACGUCCGUCGCAACGUUAUCAAGCGAUCGCGAAAAGACCUUCAGCGGUUCAGGGAGCUGGCACGCGCCGAGCGCCCCCUCGAAGUCAAGCAAACCUUGAGCUACGAGAAGCGGCGAGAUCAGGAGAGAGACGAGGAAGCGGAGGUCCGCAGGAUGGAACGCGAUGCUCGAAAAGAACGGUUUGUGGAGCUGAAGAAGAAUGGGGAAGGCAGCCUCGCCGUCAGAGAGGUCUACGACGCUGUGAUAUCUGGGGUCCGAGAUAUUCUCGCCACCGCUACCUUCGAAGCCCGCCGUGCGAAACACGACUACCGGGGACGAGGCCCCGACGAGGUUGGCCCAGCGGCAUCGGCGGCCGCCACAGCCGCCGCAUCAGUGGCCCGAAAGGCUGCGAUCGCCGCGGCAAGGCGUGGUGGGGGCAGCGGCGACAGUCCGGAGGACGCAGCCGACGCAGAGAACGCAGCGUCGAUAGCGGCAGCGGCGGCAGCGGCGGCGGCAUCGACCACCGGGAUGGCCGAGCUGGGCGGGGGAAGGGUGUGUCGUGCUUGCGGGGGGCCCAGGUUUGGACGCACCGUCUGUGCCAAGUGCGGGGCGAACGCGAAUAGCUGGCGGGGGGAGGUCGACUCCGAAGAAGAAGAAGAAGAAGAAGAAGAUGAAGAUGUCGUGUGA
Molecule: messenger RNA, 1371 nt
Organism: Ectocarpus siliculosus
Lineage: Eukaryota; Phaeophyceae; Ectocarpales; Ectocarpaceae
Source: the annotation of a GenBank genome assembly